Molecule: messenger RNA, 597 nt
Organism: Synchiropus splendidus (mandarinfish)
Lineage: Eukaryota; Metazoa; Chordata; Actinopteri; Syngnathiformes; Callionymidae
Gene: snrpd1
Product: small nuclear ribonucleoprotein D1 polypeptide
Exons: 4
Coding region: 111-470 (119 amino acids)
Biological process (GO): spliceosomal snRNP assembly; RNA processing
Cellular component (GO): U5 snRNP; U12-type spliceosomal complex; catalytic step 2 spliceosome
Molecular function (GO): RNA binding
Source: RefSeq, a predicted model, not a curated record
GGUAACUGUAUGCGACUUCUUCUUUUGUUCAAAGAACGUACACAAAACGUCCAGCGCUGUCCGCCGCUUUAAUUCAGUCCGGUCUUUCUACUUAAUAAUCGAUAUUCAUCAUGAAACUAGUCAGGUUUCUGAUGAAGCUCAGUCAUGAGACGGUCACCAUCGAGCUGAAGAACGGAACGCAGGUCCACGGAACCAUCACAGGCGUGGAUGUGAGCAUGAACACCCACUUGAAGGCCGUGAAAAUGACCCUGAAAAAUAGAGAGCCCACCCAGAUGGAGUCUCUGAGCAUCCGUGGGAACAACAUCCGCUACUUCAUCCUGCCCGACAGCCUUCCACUGGACACACUGCUGGUUGAUAUCGAGCCCAAGAUAAAGUCCAAGAAGAGAGAAGCGGUGGCCGGACGGGGACGUGGUCGUGCACGAGGCCGUGGCAGAGGAAGAGGACGCAGCCGGGGCGGCCCCAGGAGAUAGACGCUGUACUGGGGACACGGCUCAUCUUUUUUGCUGUUUUUGUACAGUAUUUCUUUUUUUUUUCCCAGGAGAAAUGACUUGUGAACUAACUUUUGUUCGUUUUCUUUUAUUUUGUACAUUAAAAUGC